UCAAACCGCACCUGCACGCACAGAAAACACACCUCUGUGUGGGAUGAGACAAGGGUGGGUAAUGCGCUCUGUCUUAGUCUGUACCUGUCUGUCUGUUCUCAUACACCUCAUAUGCUACUAUUGAGAGAGUUGCAAUGCUCAAACUGCUUAAACAUCUCCAUGGUUCGGAGCUUGUAGCCAAGUUCCAGAGGGCAUGCGGUCUGUUCCUCAUCGAAGCCGCGCAUCAGAACGGAAACUGGGUGCACCCUCCGCGGAAGUCGCCGCUCAUAGACGCAGAAGCACCUCACCAACUUGAUCGACUGCGGUGCGGUAAUGGACACGUUAUUACCAAUGAAAAGGACAGCAACUCAAAUGACAAACACAAGGAAAAUGGAUACAGUGUUGGUGUGUCUUCUAGGCCCCAGUAUGAGGUGAGGAACCGGCUGCUAUACUUCCUGUUCCUGGUGUCGGCCGGGCUGGGUCACGAGGUCUUCUACAUCACCUUCCCUCCUUGCUUACACUGGAACCUGGACCCCUUCCUCUGCAGACGCCUUGUCAACAUCUGGACCAUGGUGAUGUACAUCGGCCAGGCCCUGAAGGAUGUGCUGAAGCUGCCACGCCCUCUAUCGCCCCCAGUGGUGAAGCUGGAGAAGCGUGUGGAUGCUGAGUAUGGCCUUCCCUCCACCCACGUCAUGGCCACCACCGCCAUCUUCUUCACCCUACUCCUCAGUGCCCCUUCCAGGGUUCAAUUCCAGUUUGAAGUGGGUCUGCUUGUGGCGGUGGUGCUGUCUGUGUUGGUGUGUCUGAGUCGUCUGUACACAGGCAUGCAUUCUGUUCUGGACGUGAUCUGUGGUGCUCUAAUCUCAGCCACAUUAAUGUUGGUCACCUAUCCAUACUGGGAAACCUUCGACCGGCUCCAGCUCACCUCCCCACUCUCCCCCAUCGGGGCAUUGGUACUGGCUCUCUUCCUGAGCUACACCUACCCUGAGCUGGACCAUUACACCACCACGCGGGGGGACACCACCACCAUCCUGGGGGUGGGUGCAGGCUGUUCUGUGGGCUACUGGGUAAAUGAGAGGCUGGGGGAGACAUUUGAACCCCAGGGGGUGCUACCCAUACCCCUGCCAGCACUAACACUGGGUGGCUUAGCCCUGGCCAGCUCCCGCUUUGUGGUGGGUGUCGUGGCGUUGGUGGCAACUCGACAGAUAAUGAAGACAGCCAGUCUGUGGGUGCUGUGCUCCUGGUAUGGAGUGUCAGUCAAAGACAUAGACGCCAGGAGAAGGAAGGAGAUCGAGGUGCCAUAUAAAUUCACCACCUAUACUUCUAUAGGCCUGGUCCACUCUAUUCUGGUCAAUAGACUGUUCAUAGUACUGGGACUGCUAUGACCCAAUGCUUUUAUGAACUGUUAAAAUAUAUACACUACCAUUCAAAAGUUUGGGGUCACUUAGAAAACAGUAUCAAACACAGUUUCUGUGAAGGGAGUAGGACGCAGCGUUGUACAAGAUCUUCAGUUUCUGUGAAGGGAGGAGUACACAAGAUCUUCAGUUUCUUGGCAAUUUCUCACAUGGAAUAACCUUUAUUUCUCAGAUCAAGAAUAGACUGACAAGUUUCAGAAGAAAGGUCUUUGUUUCUAGCCAUUUUGAGCCUGUAAUCAAACCCACAAAUACUGAUGCUCCAGAUACAACUAGUCUAAAGGCCAGUUUAAUCGCUUCUUUAAAUCAGCACAACCAUUUUGAACUGUGCUAACAUAAUUGCAAAGGAUUUUAUAAUGAUCAAUUAGCCUUUUAAAAUGAUAAACUUAGAUUAGCUAACACAAUGUGCCAUUGGAACACAGGAGUGAUGGUUGUUGAGAAUGGGUCUUUGUACGCCUAUGUAGAUAUUCCAUUUUAAAAAAUCUGCUGUUUCCAGCUACAAUAGUCAUUUACAACAUGAACAAUGUCUACACUGUCUUUCUGAUCAAUUUGAUGUUAUUUUAAUGGACAAAAAAAAAAGUGCUUUACUUUAAAAAACAAGGACAUUUCAGAGUGACCCCAAACUUUUGAACAGUAGUGUAAAUAUAAGACAUUCUAGGAUCCGGUCAUCAUUCAAGUGUUGUGUAAGAAUGUUCUGACAUUUACAUUUCUUUUUAUACAUCUGACAUUGAUUCUAUAUUUUUCACAUAUCGUGAAUCUUUGAAAGACUGAAGACUAAUAAAAAGACUCCAUGAUCUUAUU
Molecule: messenger RNA, 2192 nt
Organism: Oncorhynchus kisutch (coho salmon)
Lineage: Eukaryota; Metazoa; Chordata; Actinopteri; Salmoniformes; Salmonidae
Gene: sgpp2
Product: sphingosine-1-phosphate phosphatase 2
Exons: 5
Coding region: 135-1364 (409 amino acids)
Biological process (GO): sphingosine metabolic process
Cellular component (GO): endoplasmic reticulum membrane
Molecular function (GO): sphingosine-1-phosphate phosphatase activity
Source: RefSeq, a predicted model, not a curated record